Messenger RNA from Girardinichthys multiradiatus, 3169 nucleotides. It is a transcript of the gene irx6a, whose product is annotated as iroquois homeobox 6a. The transcript has 7 exons. Gene Ontology annotation, cellular component: nucleus. Gene Ontology annotation, molecular function: DNA-binding transcription factor activity, RNA polymerase II-specific; RNA polymerase II cis-regulatory region sequence-specific DNA binding. Lineage: Eukaryota; Metazoa; Chordata; Actinopteri; Cyprinodontiformes; Goodeidae. The coding region runs from base 1092 to 2609 and encodes 505 amino acids. The record is from RefSeq and is a predicted model, not a curated record. Gene Ontology annotation, biological process: cell development; regulation of transcription by RNA polymerase II; neuron differentiation.
UUUUUCAAGUGAGCGUCAUUCAAUUAAAAUGCAAUUCUCGUCGACCCCAUGCACGGAUAUUUAAUUAGACUGGGGAGCACGGCUUUCAAUAUCUUUUUAUUUUUUCUUUCCUGUGCAGCUCUUAGGAUUUCACCUCUGAGGCAUAUUUUCACUCUGUUACUCGUUGGUUAAACAAGGGCAUGUAUCAGUUUGUUAAUUGAUACAAUUACGCAUCACGCGCAAUGGUCACGUAGGUCUCCAGGCGCGCAUCAAUCACCGGUCUAUUGACCUGCCAAAAACGCUUCUAACAGCCCACGCUGAGACUGCCCGCUCUCUCUAAUAUAGAAAGAUAGAAACAUCAUUGUCAUUAACUCCGUGAUGGACCUCUGGCCAAAGUGCCAGAAGCCAGUAGAGGGUGGGAUUAAAAAAUAAUAAUAAAGCUUAGCAUUAUAUAUUAUAUUCAUUUAUAAGUAAUUAAUUGCAAAUAAAGUAAAAGUUCUAAACAUCUGGAGUGUAAAAAUAUGUUUUGGUAUGAGGCAAAAAUUAUCAAAUGUCAAUUUGGAUAAGGUUUGGCGUUAGACGAAUGAAUGUGUUUUGGUUGUUUUUUUUGUUUUUUUUUCAAAAAGUAUGACAAGGAAAAAAAACAGCGAAAAAAAAAGGAAAGCAGGACAGUACAGUGCACCUUAAGAAAGCCCUGCGCUGGGUGUGAUUGGCAUAGACAUUAUUCUAUCCCUAGUACCCCUGCCGUUCCGGGAUUACAGUGACGUCACGCUGAUACCCUUGAAUGGGUGAAUGCUAAAGAACUAUAGAGCCACAAAUAAUAGCACAACCAGAGUCCAUAACUUGGAAGACUUACUUAUCCUUUAAGCCUCCUUCAGCCACCACAACAUUUUUUUCCUACUUAAUGACGCUUAAUUUCAUGUCUUAUCGGAUUCUGUAGGGGAUUAUUCAUUCAUAUAAAACAAUCUGCAGCUGCUGCCACUCCAAACUCUCCCUCCUUUUGACUGAAUUCAUCUAUUAUUGAGCGAAAGGCCGUGCGUGGAAAGUGAGUGCAAGACGAUGGAUUUGAAGUAGAAUUGGUUGCAAUCGAUCAAGGGUGAAGAAUAUUCCUGAUGGUAACAAAGGAAGCAGCUAUGUCUUUCUCGCAGUUUGGAUACCCUUACAAUGCAACUUCACAGUUUUUCGUGUCGGCAAACCCCAGUACGACUUGCUGCGAUUCGAUUUCCAGGUCGGUCUCUGACGGGACAGGCAGCUCCCAGACCGCCGCCGCCUCCUUCUGCUGCCCGCCCUACGAGAACCGGCUCCUGGCGAGCAGCCGGACCGAGCUGAACGCCGCGCUGGGCAUGUACAGCUCUCCCUACGCGGCAGCUGCCGCAGCCAGCCAGAACUACGCCAGCUACUUCCCCUAUAGCACCGACCCAUCCGCUAUCUACUCCCCGCUGAAUCCACAGUAUGACAUUAAGGACAGCACAGGCACUUUACACUCCGGCAUUACUCAAACCGCUACUUACUACCCUUAUGAUCACUCACUGGGACAGUAUCAGUAUGACAGAUAUGGGACGGUGGACUUCAAUGGCACAGCUAGAAGAAAGAACGCCACACGUGAAACCACCAGCACACUAAAAACAUGGCUGUAUGAGCACCGCAAGAAUCCCUACCCUACUAAGGGAGAGAAGAUCAUGCUGGCCAUAAUCACCAAGAUGACCCUCACGCAGGUGUCCACCUGGUUCGCCAACGCCAGGAGGAGGCUAAAGAAGGAGAACAAGAUGACCUGGUCACCAAAGAAUAAGGCCAAUGACGACAGAAAGGAGGACUUCAAUAAGAACGACCAAGACUGUGUCACCAAAGAUUCCAGUGAAUGCAAGGAAGAUAAAGAGUUACACCUGAGUGACCUGGAGGACAUGGAUGAGGACGACUGUGACAAGCUGGACAGUGACUGUGAAAAGGUGGCAGCAGAUGAAGAGGACCUCCAGAGAUCCAUGGUUGCGUCUGGAACUUCUCCGAAAAGAGACUGCAGCUCCGAGCUUCACCUGAGCUUAAACAGCUUCCACACAUUCCCCUGCACUAUCAAGGGCGUCCCCAACCUCCCCCCUCACCCAUCGGAUUUCAUGGAUCCAGUUGUGUCCAAGGCAGCCCCUGGAAGCGUCCCGUCAGCUGGAAUGGUGUCCAUGUCUCAUUUUGAAUCACCAGACAAGCCACGGAUUUGGUCCUUGGCCCGUACUGCAGCUUCAGGGGUCAUACUAAGCCCUCAGCAGCAUAGUUCAGAGCUGAGGACAGGAAGCCUAACUGUGGACUAUCAGCUACAGAACAACAGACUUCCUGGGGCUACCACUGGACAAUUUGGGGCCACAAGAGGCCUCCAUGAAUCUAACAAUGUCACAAAUUCAGAGAGCUCUUUCCCUGAGGGUUCAACCUUGCACUCAAAAGUUUAUGACACAAGCAGCUACAGCCACAAGGGCCUCCAACUACACAGCUCAUCCUAUGCUGCUCUCCCAGAUACCUGUCAGUACACUGCAAUAGAAGGAUUCUCUGGUGGCAAGGUGGACAUUCAGUCGUCUGACCUCGGGGAAGCCUGUGGGACUGUGCAGAGCGACAAAGUCACUGCGUUCAGAUCAGUCAUGAAGAGGUGAAGCAGAUUACUGGAGCUUGUCCAGCAACAGCUAAACGGGACAUUUAUUAUGCACUAAAAGACACUAACCAAGUGGCGGCCUCAGUGUGAGCUGCCUGGCUGUGCUGCAGUGUCAGCUGUCAAACUGUGGACUCGACUAUCAUUUUGCACAACAUUGUUUUUAUGGUGAUACAAAAGACUUUAUGCAAAAAAUAUUUCUAGAUUCAAGUGUACGAGCAAUGGCCCAAAAUGCAACGGGUUGAAUUUGUGUAUGGCAAUCGUGUAGUGUAGCAUAACUUAUUUCUGUAUAUUUAUCAUCUUUGUUAUGUCGACGUUUUUGCUCAUCAUAAUGUAUUAUGAUUAUUGAUCAGAUUGUCUAAUUUUCUUUUUUAUUGUGCGUUUUGUGUUAUUUUUGUCUGAUGUACAAGAGGAAAUCUUGGAAUUAUAGAUUAAUAUGAAUGAUUUGAUCUGCUGUUGUACGCGUAAAUUUGCAUCUUAUCUUUUUGUCUGUGUUGAACUGUAUGCUCUCUGUUUGUCAUUCAGGACAUUUUCUAAUACAUGUUUUUUUUUUCUCCCAACAGA